Paraglomus brasilianum is the source of this 1206-nucleotide messenger RNA. Lineage: Eukaryota; Fungi; Glomeromycota; Glomeromycetes; Paraglomerales; Paraglomeraceae. The record is from the annotation of a GenBank genome assembly.
AUGUCUAAUUUAAAAUCAUGUUUCCAGGGUAUACUCUCAAAGGAUCCGGGUGUUUUUUUCACAAUAAGUCGAGCAAAUGAGGAUAGUACUUUUUCGCCUGUAUACAGAAGUGAAAAGCAGUUUACUUCUAGCCCUUUAUUCGAUCAGUUUAACAUUCCAUUGACUAAUCUUUGCAACAGUGAUCCCGACCGUGCACUUGAGAUACGAAUAUUGCAAUACAAGAAGAGCGGGGACCACCUUCUGCUUGGCAGAACCUCUCUGAAUCUACGCGAGAUACUUGAGGGUCGCACAUAUCCGUUAACUACUCCUUCAUCAAGACUUUCAAUCGCGUCCAGACCAAAGAAGGCUCACAUUCAGGUCAUGCAGAAAGCUAUUGAAACGCCUGCGUCAUUUCUAGACUAUAUUGUGGGCGGUACAGAGAUUCAUCUUGUUGUUGCGAUUGAUUUCACUGUAUCGAACGGAGAUCCGCAUAAAGAGAACAGUCUACAUUAUAUGGAUGGAGAUAAAAUGAACGAUUAUCAAAAGGCUAUUUGGAAUGUUGGGAGCAUCUUGCAGCAAUACGAUAGGAACAAAAAAUUUGCGGUCUAUGGAUUUGGAGCAAAAUUCAAUCACGUCUUAUCUCAUGCGUAUCCCCUUAAUAAUGAUUUUGGAAAUCCAGAGGUUGAUGGUGUUGAAGGCAUAUUGGAGGCUUAUACACGCGAAAUACGGAAAGUCGAGUUGUAUGGACCAACCAACUUUUCACCCAUAAUAAAUCAGACUGCCGAAAGAAUUCAGGAAAAGAUCCGGGCUGGAUAUGAUAAUAUUUAUUAUAUGCUAUUAAUUAUAACGGAUGGAGUAAUUACAGAUUUAGAAUCGACGAAGAGAGCAAUAAUCAGAGCGUGUACUCUCCCAUUAUCAAUAGUUAUAGUGGGAGUAGGCGAUGCCGACUUUACAAAUAUGAAAGUCCUCGAUGCUGAUUAUGAAAAAUUAGAGGUACAAGGCGUAACAAUGGAACGAGAUAUCGUACAAUUCGUAGCGUUUAGCGAAUGCAAAUCAGAGUUACAAUUAACGAAAGAAGUAUUAGAAGAGAUACCCAGUCAAUUCAUGGGUUAUAUGCGUGCUCAUAAAAUCUUACCCCGAAAUCCCGUGAGAAUGAUGACGGCAGAUUUGCUAGCUAGUGGCUCGCAACCGCCAGCCGGCCCACCUCCUGCUUAUUCACGAGAGUAG